Molecule: messenger RNA, 587 nt
Organism: Anarrhichthys ocellatus (wolf-eel)
Lineage: Eukaryota; Metazoa; Chordata; Actinopteri; Perciformes; Anarhichadidae
Product: ribonuclease-like 3
Exons: 3
Coding region: 104-532 (142 amino acids)
Biological process (GO): angiogenesis; defense response to Gram-positive bacterium; defense response to Gram-negative bacterium
Molecular function (GO): RNA nuclease activity; nucleic acid binding
Source: RefSeq, a predicted model, not a curated record
GUUUAUACAGACUUCAUUGUCACUGUGUUGCUGAUAAAGAAUUGAACAGAAGUACGGAAGAACAAAGAACUGUUCCAACUUUUUACCCUAUCUAAAGAGAAUCAUGAGGAUCCCAUUUGCUUGUAUGCUGCUGCUUUCUGCUACUGUGCUCGCUCAGGUGCCAAACGACCGUUACAGGGAGUUUAUAAACCAGCAUAUGAACAACCAUAUGAGUGCUGACAGAUGUGACCAGGUCAUAGAUAGUAGACGUAUCACCAAAACCAACACUAAUGAGUGUAAGGAGACCAAUACCUUCAUCCUAUCCACCACCAGCCAUGUCGUAGACAUCUGUGUGCACGCAGGACAGCCAUUUGGUCAGAUGACCAAAAGCAGCUCCCCCUUCUUCAUUAUUGUCUGUGAACUGAAAAACCACGGGGCCAGGCGUCCACAUUGUCAGUACCGCGGUCAACGACGCACCAGAUAUAUUGCAAUCAAAUGUGAGAACGGCUUUCCUGUGCACUACGACGGAGACAUCGUACACUUUGAAAACUGACUCAACAGUGACCGUGUUCUUCAGUCUCUUGUUAAAUAAAAUACAUUUGACCACA